This is a messenger RNA of Suricata suricatta (meerkat), 2194 nucleotides long. Its product is annotated as zinc finger protein 709-like. The record is from RefSeq and is a predicted model, not a curated record. Gene Ontology annotation, biological process: regulation of DNA-templated transcription. Gene Ontology annotation, molecular function: RNA polymerase II cis-regulatory region sequence-specific DNA binding; DNA-binding transcription factor activity, RNA polymerase II-specific. The transcript is spliced from 4 exons. The coding region runs from base 139 to 1902 and encodes 587 amino acids. NCBI's taxonomy places the organism in Eukaryota, Metazoa, Chordata, Mammalia, Carnivora, Herpestidae.
GAUCCGGCCUUUGUUGGCAGCGCGGGUGGCCUGCGCUGAAGUCGUUAGCGUCGCUGUGCCCCGGGUUCGGUCUUACUGAGCCCUGCACCUUCCCCGGGAGUCGUCGGUCGGACGCCGGGAGACACGGGAGAGCUAGCAAUGGACGCGGUGGCCUUGGACGAUGUGACCGUGAAGUUCACCGUGGAGGAGUGGGCCCUCCUGGACCCGGCCCAGAAGAAGCUCUACAGAGACGUGAUGCAGGAAACCUUCCGGAACCUGGCCUCGAUAGUGUGUAUUUCAGAAGAAAAAUGGGAAGUCUGUGUCAGUGAAGAUUGGGAUAAGAAUCACGGGACACAUUUAAUCAGUCAAAUGGGAGAGAGACUCUGUAAAAGUAAAGAAUGUCGCCAGUAUGAAGGCAUCUUCGACCAGAAUUCAAAUCAUAAUCAGAAGAAAACUCCUACAUCGAUAAAAUUAUGUAACUGCACUCUUUGUGGACCGGCGUCGACGCAUCGUUCAUCCUGUCACAAGCACAUGAGGUCUCACACUGGUCACAGACCAUAUGAGUAUCAAGACCGUGGAGAGAAACCCUGUAAGUGUCAGCAUUGUGGGAAGCCCUUUGAGCAUCGCCAGUCCAUUCGGAUGCAUGAAAGGUCACACGCUGGACAGAGACCCUAUGAAUGUCAGCGCUGUGGGAAAGCUUUCAUUUGUCGCAAUUACUUUCAAAUUCACGAAAGGGCACACAGUGGAGAAAAGCCCUACAAAUGUACAAAAUGCAGUAAAACCUUUAGUUACUCAGGUAACUUACGUAAACACGAAAGGACUCAUGUUGGAGAGAAAGCUAGUGAAUGUGAGCAGUGCGGGAAAGCUUUCGGUUGUGUCAGGCCCUUCCGAAUACACGAGAGGACACACCGUGCGAAAAAGCCCGCGGGAUGUACAAAAUGUGGGAAAGCCUUCAGCUAUUCAAGUAAUUUACAUAAACAUGAGAGAAGUCAUAACGGGGAGAAACGCUACGAAGGUAAAGAAGGCAGCAAAACCUUGCAUUCUUCCCCCAAAUUUCAACGACCCAUGAGCAGGCACAAUGGAGAUGGACUUUAUCAAUGUAAGGAGUGCGGGAAAGCCUUCAGGUGUCCCAAAAACUGUCGAAGUCACGAAAUGACUCACAGUGGAGUGAAGCCGUAUGAAUGUCAGGAGUGUGGGAAAGCUUUCAGUUCUCCCAGGUCCCUUGGAAAACACAGAAGAAUUCACACUGCGAGGAAGCCUCACGAAUGUAAGGAAUGUGGCAAAGCGUUUCGUUAUCCCAGUUCCCUUCGAAAUCACGAAAGGACUCACACGGGGGAGAAACCUUACAAGUGUAAGGCGUGCGGCAAGGCUUUCAGUUGUCCCAAUUAUUUUCGAAUUCAUGAAAGAACUCACACUGGAGUAAAACCAUAUGAAUGUAAGCAAUGUGGAAGAGCUUUCAGCUGUCUCCAGUCCUUUCGGAUCCACGAAAAGACACACAGUGCAGAAAAGCCCUAUGAGUGUACAAAAUGCGGUAAAGUCUUCAGGUACUCAAGUAACUUACGCAAGCACGAGCGAUCUCACACGAAUGAGAAACGCUAUGAAUGUAAACUAUGUGGGAAGGCCUUCAGCAGUCACUAUUAUGUUCAGAAACAUGAAAGAACUCACACUGGCGAAAAACCCUAUGAAUGUAAGGAAUGUGGGAAAGGCUUCAUUUUUCGCUCAGGUGUUCUGUCACACAUGGUAAUCCACACUGGGGAUGGACCUUAUAAAUGUAAGAAAUGUAAGAAAGCAUUUAUUUCUCCCAGUUCAUUACGAACACAUGAAAGAACUCACACUGGAGAGAAACCUUAUCAAUGUAAAACUUGUAGUAAAGCCUUCAGUCUUAGUAAUUCCUUACGAAAUCAUGAAAGAACUCAUACGUGAGAGAAAGCCUGUGAAAAUAAGGAAUGUGCGAAAACGAAAGGUUCGUUGUAUGAUCUUUCGUGGACUCGUAAGAAGGAACACUGGGAGAGGAACUGUAGAGAUGUACGGAACGUAGGAAAGCCUUCAGCUGUCCUGUUUCCUUGAGACCUUACCAUAAAGGUCACAGUGGCAAGAAUCCUAUCAAUGAUAAACAACGUAGGAACCCUUCGCUUGCCCCACAUCACUAAACAAAUAUAUUAUUCACAGGAUUCAUCCUCUAUAACUAAAAAAUAAAACUUUUAUAAUUUUUGCA